AUGGCCAUCGCCGUUGCCAACUGUAGCCAGACGCCCUUGGCUUCGCUCGACAAAGGGGGACACCCGCCAAAACAGAGCAUGUGGCAGCGAUUGGGUUGGCGGAAAUUGCUGGGCCGCGACGACCGAGACACGUCCGGAGACAGUCAAGAUGAAACUUCUCCUUCCGACCACUCCCGCGCCAAACAUGACAACUUGACACGUCGGAUCUCGCGAAAGGUUGGUGUUGGGCUCCCUAAAAAUCCCAAGCGACAGAGUGCCGACUUCGAGCGACUGGCGCCUCGGGAGCCAGACCAUCGCCGUGCCCUAUCCGCCGACCGCCGUCCGAUGAGCGCACAACGAACCAGAACCAGGUCUCCACCGCCAACCGACCCCAGACAAUCCGCACCCGAGAUUCAGUGGCUCGGCCCGCCCACAACCACGGUCGACGAUAUCGAACCAGAACCCGAAGACGAUGGAAUUGACGAUAUGUCGGAACAUUGGGACCCCUAUCCAGAUCCUGACCCCGAAUUCGACAUGGACAUGGACAUGGACGUCUCGAAAGUCCCGGAACCAGAAGUGGAGGAUAUAAUUGAUUUGGAGAUGGAGCUGGAACAGCGGUGGAUUUUGAAUCUCAGCAUGCACUUCCGAGAUCGCUCCGAACGCGAGAAAUUCUUCGUGACGUACGCGGAGACUCCAAACCGCUGGCGGCGAGUCACGGUCUCCUGCGACUAUCGCGAUGCACCACCCGACUCAUUGGAGGGGGAAUUAAAGGGGCUCCGAUAUCAACGCGACAAAUGCGCCCGGAUCUACGAGUCCAUUCGUGAGUCCUUGCUGGGAAUUCGUUUCUACGACGGUGUCACGAACUUGAAGCUCGAAACAAGUGACGGUCAGUUACACGUCUUCGUCACGGAGGACGUCAACGAAACAAUUCCAUACCCGCCCAUCUCCAGCAUUGGGCACUUGGUGGGAGCUCCGAUGGUCCCUGAACACAUGCUACACUUCGAAUCGCAUUUAUCGGGUUUUGUUUACAAGGUAAACUUUGGUGGACGUUACUAUAUAAAAAAAGAGAUUCCAGGCCCGGAUACAGUCGACGAGUUCCUGUACGAAAUCAACGCCCUUCAUGCUUUGAACGGCAUCCCAAGCGUGAUCCAAACGGAAGGAAUCGUGAUUGAUGAGGAAAAGUGUGUUGUGAAAGGCCUAUUGAUUAGCUACGCCGAACAGGGUGCAUUGAUUGAUAUUCUGUAUGAAAACCGCGGAAGAACAGAGUUCAAACGACGCGAACGCUGGGCGAAGCAGAUCGUCCAGGGACUAUGUGAGAUCCACGAGUCCGGCUACGUUCAAGGCGACUUCACGCUCGCAAACAUCGUCGUGGAUGCGGCCGACAAUGCCAAAAUCAUCGAUAUCAACCGAAGAGGCUGCCCUGUAGGAUGGGAGCCUCCGGAGAUUGCGGCAAAAAUUGAGAGCAACCAACGCAUCUCCAUGUACAUCGGUGUCAAGACCGACCUCUUCCAGCUAGGAAUGACUUUGUGGGCAUUAGCAAUGGAAGACGACGAACCAGAGCGACAGCCACGGCCCCUUUUCCUCAGUGAGGACGCAAAGGUGCCGGACUACUAUCGGCGCAUAGUACAGAUUUGCCUGAGCCCCAACCCCCGACACAGGCUGUCGGCGAAGGAGCUUCUCGCCUUGUUUCCCCCUGACAUGCGCACAGUUCGCAUGCCAGCAGUCCGGCCGUUACACAUAGUUCCCAAUGAUCCCGAAUACUUCCCGACCCGACAUGACUACGGAUGGUCACAGCCUGCUCCGGCCGAGCUGAAGAUGGCUGACCCGCGGGACCUGGCGCGACACCCAGACCAAUACUACCCUCCUCACGAGUUCUCAGACAACGUGUACCGCGAUCUGCAGCAACCCAUCUUUGAUAAACACGACCUUGAAAAGCGUUCAGCAAUCACACUCGCAGACGCCAACGGAGCCACAGCCUUUUCCUCCAAACCAUCUUCAUCUUCAACCCUCAAUCAUCAUGAAUCCAAUAAUGAUGAAUACAACCACUCCCGCUACACUGAUGAACAAUCACACUAUGAGCCUUGGGGGAACCAAAGUAGUGAAGCCGUUCCAGUCUCGCACGACACUCCCGGAAGUAAUAUGGCAACCACUAUGAACCAACCUGUCUAUGCCAAACCCCCUACGAAUACCCAGCCCCCUUCAUCUCGUAUGUCGACUGGAUCGACAACUGAAAGCCACCGAGACUUGCCUGUGUCUGAAAUUACUACCAGUCCUCUCAAGGUACCACUUUCUAUUCCACAACCCCAAGACGAGCUUCAAUCGACCACCAAAGAAGACCUUCUCUCAUCUUCUUGCUUGACCAUCAACCCUGCCCUCUCUUCGUCUCAAAUCUCUGAAGGCCAUCAAAAUGCCCCCACAACGACCAUACCGCCCUCCACCCCGACUAAACGAAACGACCUCGAUCAACCAAAAACCACCAAUACCGUUGCUCCAUUUACGGGCCAAUCGCCCGCGAUGUCUUUGCUCACCUCCGCUUCUUCUAUCAGCCCCAAAGCCGGUAUCACCGGUGCUUCUCUCGGACUCGGUACCAAGUUCCCAGCAGCUUCGCCUUUCACCAACAUGCUCAGGCAAUCCGGAGGCCAGCCGCCUUUUAAAUCGGCGGAUGUUAAACCUUCAAUGAACUCACACACAACAGCAUCACCUGUGCAGCCCUUCGUCUCCUCUGUCUCUGCCCUGGAUUCCACAAAGGCCUGCCUAGCUGGCCCAACCUCCACCACCUCUGCCGAACUAUCACCCGCUGAGCGGCCCAAAACCGGAGCUCCCAUCCAACCUCGAACAAAUGCCAUUGACAUUAAACCCACUUCAUACACUGAGCCAGACUCAUCGUCUCUGCACGGUUCUAGCUUGCCCAUCAGCCCUGCCUCAGUGAACUCGGAGGAGGCCAAGGCAGUCACUCAAGUUGCGAGGCGGCAGUCCAAGUCCCGCGACUCCAAACCAACAUGGACUACUCCGUCUAACUUGACAACGUCGCUGCUUCAUUCAGGGCUGCCAGUCAGCCCUGUCUCGGCGAACCAUUAUUCGGAAGACAAGGCCGCAAAACCAUCUCACGCGAAACCUGCCAGUGGUCAUCCCAUGCUGUUGAGGUCGCCAGACUCAACCUCCUCUUUGAUUGACUCUCGACUUCCUAUCAGUCCUGCAACGGUGAACUCAAAGUCCAUUGCAGAGGCCGUCAACCAGCCGUACACCUCAUCUGUCAGUGCGAAAUCAGCCUUCACCAAGUCAUCGGACUCGGUGCGCUCUCUCGUCGACUCUCAACUUCCCAAAAGUCCCGAACCGACAAAUUUGGCUUCAGUUCCAGAGACCCUGGCACAGCCACCUUCAAAGCCUGUCAACAUCGCACCGCUCUCGGCAAAUUCAUCAGAACCCUCAUCAGAGCCCUUUCCAUUGCUAAGCUCGAGCUUGCCGAUAAGCCCUGCUUCACUUGACGCAGCACCUCCGGUGACCUCCGUGAGCCCCAAACAAGUACGAGGCCCGUCGAACCUUUUGGAUUCUAGCCUACCAAUCAGUCCUGCUUCGGUGAACUCAUCUACCCCUGCCCCGGCAAUGAACCACCCACCAUCAAAGUUUGAGAUUCUCAAACCCACACCGGCACGGGCAUCAGACUCGUCCUCGCUGUUGGGCUCUAGCUUACCAAUAAGCCCUGCAUCGGUCAAUUCAAGGCCUGCAAUGAUCCCGAACGACGCAUUUGCAAAGUCCACUGCCAAGUCUGGAUUGGCGAGGUCUUCCGACCAAAUCACCCUCCUCGGUUCGAGCCUACCCAUAAGCCCUGCUUUCACGGGCCCAGAAGCCAGCCCCGCUGCACCCGUUGCGCAUCGGCAAUCUCUGAGCCAGAUGCGCCCAACUCGGCACCAGACCCCAACCCACUCUUCUCGAGCCACGUCUUCAAAAUAG
Molecule: messenger RNA, 3930 nt
Organism: Penicillium brevicompactum
Lineage: Eukaryota; Fungi; Ascomycota; Eurotiomycetes; Eurotiales; Aspergillaceae
Exons: 1
Coding region: 1-3930 (1309 amino acids)
Biological process (GO): protein phosphorylation
Molecular function (GO): ATP binding; protein kinase activity
Source: RefSeq, a predicted model, not a curated record